AUGGGGUCCAAUCCAGGCAUGCUCUACGUUACCAUGCAGCCCAAGCCGGGUCUGUCCCUCGACCAGUUUCACGAGUGGUAUAACAACGAGCACGGCCCCACCCGCCUCCGUCUCCCGCAAAUCUUCAGCAACGGCCUUCGCUACGCCGCCACAGACUCCCAGGAGCCGCACUUCCUCGCCGCCUACGACGUCACCUCCAUGUCCCACCUCGACACCCCGACCUAUACGUCCCUUCGCGAAAACAGAAGCCCACGCGAGGCAGAGACCAUCGGCCAGGUUGAUGUCAAGCGCUAUUUCUACGACCUGGUGUCUGAGCGCAAGUCCCCACUGUUCCUGCCCAUCGAGCAGCUCACAGACGUCGAGGCAGAGGGUUUGGUCUUGGUGGCUGUCGAAAACACCCUCACCGCCGCCGAGGGCGCCGAGCAGGCUCUGAACAAGUGGUACGAGGAGGAGCAUAUCCCCAUGUUGUCCAAGGUACCUGGCUGGCUGCGCACCCGCAUAUUCAGGACGGCGACCAGCCUAGACAAGAACGCGCCCCUGAAAUACUUGAUCCUACACGAGUACGCCAAGGAGAACGGACUGGGAGGGCCCGAGUACAAGGCUGCCACAAGCACCAAAUGGAGGGAGGACAUCUUCGCAAAGGUCAUUGGCAACAAGCACAGGAGGACCUACUCGCUCUUCUACGUCUUCGGGCCGGGCCCCAGGGAUCUGAGCUCUCUGGCAGCACUUCCUGCCGAGAAGGCCUUCAUAUCGUCUGAUGCAAAGACGAAGACGACCCCAAACGACGGUAAGCCGGUCCUGCAAGCAUACGUCAACGCCAAGGACGGCCUCACCAUCCCAUACCGCCUCGAGGGAAAUAUCGAUCCUAAGGCCCCCACUGUAGCCUUUUGCAACUCGCUGCUGACAUCCCUGCAUAUGUGGGAUGAUUUCAUCAGCAUCUUGAAGGAGGCUCGUCCCGAUCUACGCAUACUACGAUACGACUUCAGAGGGCGUCAUUCUAUUCCUGAGCCGCCCAUCCCGUCGACCCUCGAUACUCUCUCAGAUGACCUUGCCACGCUCCUAUCAGGGCUGCGCAUUGAGAAGCUACACGCCUUGAUCGGUGUCAGCAUGGGUGGUGCUACCACCCUCAAGUUCUCGCUGAAGUACCCGGAAAAGCUCUCCAAGUUCGUAGCAUGCGACUUCAAUGUGGCCAGCUCGGAAGCCAACACGCAGGCCUGGAAGGACCGCAUCGCCGUAGCAGAGUCUGUCAGCGAGGAUGGCACUCCGGGCAUCAAGAAAUUGGCAGGCGCAACAGUUGAGCGGUGGUUCCACCCGCACACCAUGACAGCUAAGACUAACGUCGCAAGCUGGAUGACCGAGAUGGUCGCCGACAACGAUGUGCAGGGCUUUAGGUACGGCUGCCAGGCUCUCUGGGAUUACAACAUGCGCGAGGAGAUGAAGAGCUCCACCGUCCCCGGUCUACUGGUCGUUGGAGAUGGGGAUGGCAAGGGCGCCUUGGUGAAGGCCAUGGAUGGCUUCAAGGCUGGUAUUGGUAAGAAGGGGCUGGACCUGAAAGUCGUCCCCGAGGCGGGGCAUUUGCCCAUGUGCGAGAGCCCCCAGGCAUUCUGGGAGGCUGUAAAGGACUUUUUGUAG
Messenger RNA from Diaporthe amygdali, 1632 nucleotides. Its product is annotated as lpha beta hydrolase. The record is from RefSeq and is a predicted model, not a curated record. NCBI's taxonomy places the organism in Eukaryota, Fungi, Ascomycota, Sordariomycetes, Diaporthales, Diaporthaceae. The transcript has a single exon. Bases 1 to 1632 code for a protein of 543 amino acids.